This is a messenger RNA of Sitophilus oryzae (rice weevil), 1947 nucleotides long. RefSeq names its product serine hydroxymethyltransferase, cytosolic (gene Shmt). The transcript is spliced from 9 exons. Gene Ontology annotation, cellular component: nucleus; cytosol; cytoplasm. Lineage: Eukaryota; Metazoa; Arthropoda; Insecta; Coleoptera; Curculionidae. Gene Ontology annotation, biological process: L-serine catabolic process; tetrahydrofolate interconversion; folic acid metabolic process. Bases 369 to 1754 code for a protein of 461 amino acids. Gene Ontology annotation, molecular function: glycine hydroxymethyltransferase activity; cobalt ion binding; protein homodimerization activity. The record is from RefSeq and is a predicted model, not a curated record.
GAAGGAAGGGGUAAGUGCACUUUAAAAAUAAACAAUUUUUGUUGUAUUCAUUAUAAAAUACUUGUUUUGUGGUAUUUGCCAAGCAAAUAACACUUUCAAAUCGAUUUCGACAUCAUAAAUAUUACUCUUGCUCAAUUUAAACAGCCUAUAUAUUGGAUAAUAACAUUUUCUGACCUUUUAUGCGUUGCUAUGAGGUUAUCAGAUUAGCUUACCGUUGUUUUCAUAUAUAUUUUAUUUAAACAAUAAGUUUAAAUUCAUUCAGUUUAUUCUAUUGAUUAUACUCGGUUUUCAAAGUGCGUUAACUAGAGACGAGAUUAUCCUUAAAUUUAUUUUAGGGUCAACCAAGGUUAAUUGUACAAGUCUCAAAUAUGUGUUCUAAAAUUCUUAACCAAAAUAUAUGGGAAUCGGACCCAGAAUUGUUUGAAAUCAUGAAGUGUGAAAAGAAAAGACAGACAGGGGGAUUGGAAUUGAUUGCUUCGGAGAAUUUUACAUCUUUAUCAGUAUUACAAUGUCUCAGUUCUUGUUUAACUAACAAGUAUGCCGAGGGACUUCCGGGUGCAAGGUAUUACGGUGGAACUCAAUUUGUCGAUCAAGUAGAACGAUUGGCACAGAAAAGAGCACUAGAAGCAUAUUGCUUAAAUCCGGAUGAGUGGGGUGUCAAUGUGCAACCAUAUUCAGGCUCGCCGGCAAAUUUUGCUGUAUAUACAGGUAUUGUGGAACCACACGGCCGCAUCAUGGGUUUAGAUCUUCCAGAUGGAGGUCAUUUAACUCAUGGUUUCUUCACACAAACAAAAAAGAUAUCUGCCACUUCUAUAUUCUUUGAAUCGAUGCCAUACAAGGUUAAUCCAUCAACUGGAUUAAUAGAUUAUGACGAACUGCAUAAAAACGCGCGCCUCUUCAAACCAAAAGUGAUCAUUGCAGGAGUAAGCUGUUACUCACGAGCUUUGGACUAUAAAAGAUUUAGAGCGAUUUGCGAUGAAUUAGGGGCAUAUCUGAUGUCAGACAUGGCGCAUAUAUCUGGACUAGUAGCUGCAGGUGUCACACCCAGUCCAUUUGAAUACAGUGAUAUUGUUACUACAACGACGCAUAAAAGUUUGAGAGGGCCUAGGGCCGGAGUGAUAUUUUUCAGGAAGGGCGAAAGAACUGUAAAUGACAAAAAGAGUAAAUAUGACUUAGAGGACAAAAUUAACCAAUCAGUAUUUCCAGGACUACAAGGUGGUCCACAUGAAAACGCUAUAGCAGCAAUUGCUACAACAUUGAAACAGGCUAAUACUCCCGAGUUUAAACAGUAUGCCCAACAAAUUGUGGCCAAUGCAAAGAGACUGAGCGAUGGUUUACAGAAAAAGGGAUUAAAAGUUGUAUCAGGUGGUACUGAUGUACACAUGCUCCUGGUUAAUUUGAAGCCAGCUGGAAUAACAGGAGCCAAAGGCGAAUACAUUUUAGAAGAAGUAUCAAUUGCCUGCAAUAAAAACACUGUACCUGGCGAUAAGAGUGCUAUGAAUCCUUCUGGUAUUAGAUUAGGUACACCUGCAUUAACCACUAGGGGCUUUAAGGAGCAAGAUAUCGAUCAAGUAGUGGAAUUUAUUCAUAAAGCCAUAUUAUUAGCGAAAGAAAUUAGUGAUGCGUCCGGACCUAAACUAGUAGAUUUCAAAAAAUUCGCUCACGAAAAGUUCGCUGAGAAAAUUGAAGCCCUGAGAGCGGAAGUCCAAUGCUUCAGCGAACAAUUUCCAAUGCCUGGAUAUCCAGAGUACUAGAUUCAUAAGUCCAAAUUGAUCCAUAUUCAAAAUGUAAUUCCAAAUUUCUUGUAAAUCAUUCAUUAUAUACAAAAUAUUUAAUGUUAUAUGUAUAACAUUAUAUAUUUUGACUAGUGACUCAUCCAUCGUCAAUUGUAUGAUGUUAUUUUUAUAUUGUACAUGAAUAUUUUCGAAUAAACUUUUUACUAUUAAA